AACUCUACACAGUUCGAGCGAAGCUGCGUGCAUAACGGUUUCAUUUCAUAUUUUGACCGUUCAGCAUUUCACAGCAGAUUUAUCCCUGGCCGUUGUAUAACACGUCCUAUUCCUUCGAGCGUCGUUUUAGCGCAGGCGGGUUAACAGCAGCUAAAGCUAAGAUUUAGAAUUUUAUUGCGGUGUUUCUCCAAUUUUCCAAAGCGGAAUUGUUCAAACUAUUUUAGUUUGAAAGGAAAAAAAAGCCAAAAAAGAAGAAGACAUAACGUCGUAGUUAGGGUACAAAAAUCUAGCUGCUCUACUCUGCCUGAUCCCCUAAACUUAUAGAGCUUUAUCGAUUAGGGGUGUUCUGCGCGAAGCACGACACUCCCGCGUUCUAUUGAUUCGGUUUUAGACGCCGUCUGCUGCCCAACUUUACUCGCGCGUUUCUUCACGUGGGAGCAUUACAUUCGUUUGGCUACUUUUUUUUUUAGUCGCCUAGUGAUUAUUCCGCUCUAAUAUGGGCCUAGGAGAUAAGGGUUUGAACGGAAGAUUGGCGUUUGCCAUUGCGGCUGCGGCCUUGGGCUCGGCCUUCCAACAUGGUUAUAAUAUCGGUGUAGUCAACUCACCUGGAGAGCUUAUCCGAACGUGGAUCAAUGACUCGCACUACAAUCGAACAGGCGAGGCGUUGUCAUCACCAGCCGUUACUCUCAUUUGGUCAUGGGCCGUGUCAGUUUUCUGCAUCGGCGGUAUUAUUGGUGGGUCUCUGACUGGCAUCUUGGCUGAACGCAUGGGCAGGAAAGGAGCUCUGCUUUUCAACAAUGUGUUUGCCAUUAUCGGCGGUCUGCUGGAAGGUUUCACUAAAACCGCCAACUCCUACGAAAUGCUUAUUGCUGGACGGUUAUUCAUCGGAAUCAAUUGCGGUCUCAACGGCGGUUUGGCUCCCAUGUAUCUCUCCGAGAUCUCGCCCGUCCACUUGCGAGGCGCUGUGGGCACUGUCUACCAAUUGGUAGUGACCAUUUCUAUCUUGGUGUCACAAAUUUUGGGUAUGGAAUCCCUGCUCGGCACCCCGACUCUGUGGCCCAUCCUGCUCGGUUUGACCCUCGUUCCGGCCAUCUAUCAACUGAUUGCUCUGCCAUUCUGCCCGGAAUCACCCAAAUACACGCUGUUGAACAAGGGCAAAGAGAUCGAGGCCCAAAGAGCUUUGACCUGGCUGCGAGGUACUCUAGAAGUGCACGACGAGAUGGACGAAAUGCGCGCCGAAUACGAAGCUAUGAAACUGGUCCCCAAAACCACUUUGAAUGAGAUGCUGAGCAACCCGGCUCUACGCGCUCCAAUGAUUAUUGCCGUCAUGAUGAUGUUGGCUCAACAACUCUCCGGAAUCAACGCUGUUAUGUACUUUUCUACCGACAUCUUCAUUUCAGCCGGUUUGAGCGCCGAAACUUCGCAAUACGCCACUCUGGGCAUGGGAGGCAUGAACGUGCUGAUGACUGUCGUCUCUCUAGCUAUCAUCGAAAAGGCCGGUCGCAAAACUCUCAUGUUGAUUGGUUUGGUUGGCAUGAUGUUUGACGUCAUUCUUCUGACCGUCUGCUUGGCGCUAAAGGAUGUGGCAGCAUGGUUGGCAUACUUUAGUAUCGUCUUGAUUAUCAUCUACGUGGUAUUCUUCGCAACCGGCCCUGGCUCCAUCCCUUGGUUCCUCGUCACGGAACUGUUCAAUUCUUCGGCUCGUCCCAUGGCCACCGCCAUUGCCGUCACCGUCAACUGGGUUGCCAAUUUCAUUGUCGGUCUUGGAUUCCUCCCUAUUCAGGAAGCAUUAGGCCCUUACGUCUUCAUCAUUUUCGCGGCAUUCUUGGCCUUCUUUAGUUGGUUCACCUGGAAGAAAGUGCCGGAAACUAAGAACAAGACGAUCGAAGAAAUCAGCGCCAUGUUCCGUCAACAGUCUUAUUAAAAACGUAACAACAAUAGCAGUUUGAUAUUCGGGAAGACGGAGGCGAUGGAAGAACAUUGAAACUCUUCUACUGCAUCUGUCUUCACACCACCAAAAGCGUAUUAAAAAGCUGAUUUAUUGCACAUAUAUGUACAAGGAAUGACACGAGCCUGUUGAACUUUGCCCGUUUAACCUGGCCUUUGUACGUAUAUUUAGUGAAUGUCGUCCAUGGGAUUUAAUUUUUUAAACCUUUUUUGUAAUUAUUUGAAAAGUCGUAGGCAUAAAAACAAAACACGCAUGUGUUUCAGAACCCCCACCCCUUCCCAGUGACCUAAUCGUAUCGUAUCAUAUAGCUCGUAAUCCUGUUUUAGCGGAGGAGGAUUUAAAAAAUUUUAUUGGUAGUUACGAAUUCAAUUGAUUUUUCAUUUUCUUCUUCUUUUCUAGAUUUCUAUUGUAUAAUUUAUAUUAAUAGUUGUCUUCGACUCUCCUGUAUUUUCACGCGGAAUCCACAAUUUCCUUCGUUUUUUUAUGUGUUCAUCGAAAUCAAGGAAAUAGAAUAUUAAUAUCAAUAAAUGCUAACAGUUGGGUUCUCGGUUCAACGACUAUUCGAUCGCGGCACUUACUUUUAUUUUAUUUUAUUUUUGUGAAUUUACCAUUUCCAUCAUAUUUUUGUAUACAUUAGGUAGCUAGUCGUAAAACGUAGUCGAUUUAAUCACGUCAUAUCGAAAUUGGACGUAUGUACGAUUUAUCGUCAUUUACCGACAACAACCCCCACAAACAUCAAACCGGUGAAAACGACUCCUUGAUGUUUACUACACACGUUUCUCGUCCCAUUGUACUCGUUCAUUUUUGUAGUGUAUAAUUGUAUACCCUGUAGAGAUCGAAUGAUUGAUGCUGAUCGAGUGUUCACUAUUGUGUACGGAAACUUGUACGGAGAAUGGGUGAUAUACAUUAUAUACAGAAAUUGUGACAUA
This is a messenger RNA of Daphnia pulex (common water flea), 2877 nucleotides long. Its product is annotated as solute carrier family 2, facilitated glucose transporter member 1-like. Gene Ontology annotation, molecular function: hexose transmembrane transporter activity. Lineage: Eukaryota; Metazoa; Arthropoda; Branchiopoda; Diplostraca; Daphniidae. The transcript has 10 exons. The record is from RefSeq and is a predicted model, not a curated record. Gene Ontology annotation, biological process: monosaccharide transmembrane transport. The coding region runs from base 497 to 1924 and encodes 475 amino acids. Gene Ontology annotation, cellular component: membrane.